Messenger RNA from Erigeron canadensis, 772 nucleotides. RefSeq lists its product as uncharacterized. The record is from RefSeq and is a predicted model, not a curated record. The transcript has a single exon. Lineage: Eukaryota; Viridiplantae; Streptophyta; Magnoliopsida; Asterales; Asteraceae. Bases 11 to 727 code for a protein of 238 amino acids.
AACCAAAAAAAUGUCAAGUAACAACAUACAACAAGAAACAUCAUUAGAAACUCACCAACAAAACCAACCAAAAUCGCAUCUACGACGCGGAAUUUUAACAUUCCAACAGCUAAACGCCCUGGCGCUGGUAGUCAUCCUAUCAGCGUCAGGGAUGGUCGCAAUCGAGGAUUUCGGUUUCGUAAUCCUCACCUUUUUUUACAUGUACUUUUUAUCAACAGUUGCAUUCCCCGCCAUCACACCGUCUCAAAGCCAACAACCCGUUUUCGCAGACAAUUUAAACCGUCUACUUAGCCUAUAUUGUUUCACGGGCGCAGUUGUUGGAUUAUUCCUCCCAGUUGUAUAUAUAUUCGAAGGAAUAUAUGAAGGUGACAAAGAAGGCAUAAAAGCAGCCACCCCACAUGUUUUUUUGUUGGCUAGUCAGUUGUUUUUAGAAGGGGUGGCGUUUUCGGACCGAUUUUCGUUACCGAUGAAGGUGUUGGUUCCUGUCGUUUAUAAUUCGACACGAUUGUUUUCGUUGUUGGAGUGGGUGAGAAGUGAGGUGACAAAAGAGGAAGGUGGAAGUAUUAGUAGUAAUAGUAGUAGUAGAAGGUUGUUUAUGGGGAGAGUUUUGGCUGUGGUUAAUUUGGUUUAUUGGGGGUUUAAUUUGUUUGGUUUUCUGUUACCAUUUUAUCUCCCAAGAGCAUUUAAGAGAUACUAUUCUGAUCUUGCCAAGAAUCUUAAAGAUUAAAUUAAUCAACAUUUUAAUUAAGAUCGAAUAUAUAUGUUACAUAUA